AUGAUUCACCAACAACAGCAAACGCAACAAGCAUCACUGCUCGAUCACUCGUCGACCUUUUUAAAUACGGUCCAAGACGAGAUUCUUCGUGCCAAAGAAGAACUCGAUAAUAUGGAUAUUGUCAAGGCCGCACGCGCCAAUCCCAACUUGUUUGAAAUUGAGGCAUAUUCCCACUUGAAAGGAAGUGCAAAGUUGAAUUCAUUGACAGCCACAACAUUACGCGGUCAAGGCAAGAUCAUUGUUCCACCAGUGAUAUUCUACAAUGAGGAUCAGACGGAAGUAACUAUUGUGGGACAUCUUGGAAAGGAAUUAUGUGGUCAUGACGGCAUUAUUCACGGAGGUCUGUUGGCCACUUUACUGGAUGAAGUGUUAGCAUGUGUGGCAAUGCCAUCAUUACCCAACCGGAUGGGUUUCACAGCCAACUUAAACAUCAACUACCGAAGACCCGUGCUCUCCGAUCAAUGGAUCGUCAUGCGUGGACGAUUGGACAAGGUGGAAGGACGCAAGGCUUAUGUGGAGGCCUGGUUAGAGAGUGUCGACGGCACUACACGAUUCACAGAUGCCACAUCAUUAUAUAUCUCACCCAAGCAAUAG
Radiomyces spectabilis is the source of this 594-nucleotide messenger RNA. Its product is annotated as HotDog domain-containing protein. Bases 1 to 594 code for a protein of 197 amino acids. The transcript has 3 exons. The record is from RefSeq and is a predicted model, not a curated record. NCBI's taxonomy places the organism in Eukaryota, Fungi, Mucoromycota, Mucoromycetes, Mucorales, Radiomycetaceae.